CAGCCGAGCGACACAUCCAAUAUUAAAUUCAGUCUCUGCCUUAGUUCUUCUCUUCUAUCUCUCACUUCCUAGGAGAAGCAAAGAAUUGCAGUCUGUAAUCUGUAUGUAGAUGCGUGCAUAUACAUACAUAUAUUCAUCUACCUAUACUUUCUUCUAAUUUAGCCAACAGUUGAUUCUUGGAUGAUGCUGGCUUAGAUCCCCUCUUUUAUUUUGUUUCUCACUUGGGUGCUUGGUUAUUGCGCGUGCAACACUGUGAUGGCAUUCACUAGUACUGAUAAAAUCAGAUUGGCAGAUACAGUGUUCUAUUCAAUUUAGAAUUGUUUUGAUGGAGCGAGAUCAUCUGGACCUUGCGACCCUUGGAAAAACAGAUCAUAAUGAUAUUCAUGGUUCUUCAGUUGCUAGUCACCGAGAUAAUAUGAAGUACGAGCCAAAAGAUUUGAGAGAUUCUGCACAACCUGCUCCUAAUCAGAAUCCUAUAGAUCUUACUUCUUCACCAGAGCGAGAAGAUGAUAGCACAGAUGAUGAGGAUAACCAAGGUGAAGAUGCUCAAAAGCAAUUGGUGAUUUACGAUCCUACUGCAGUUGGUGCUGGCGAAAUUGAACUCGUGCCUGAUCCUCUUGAUUCUCAACCUCGACGAAACUCCUUUCCGAAUUAUACAUCUAGAAUUUUGCCAGCUGUAGGGGCAUUUACUGUGCAGUGCGCUAAUUGCUUCAAGUGGAGGCUUAUACCUACAAAGGAGAAGUAUGAAGAGAUCAGGGAACACAUAUUGGAACAGCCUUUCUACUGUGAAUCAGCCCGUGAAUGGCGUGCUGGAGUAUCAUGUGAUGAUCCACCUGAUCUUACUCAAGAUGGAAGUAGGCUCUGGGCUAUUGAUAAGCCUAAUAUUGCUCAGCCCCCUCCUGGGUGGGAACGCCUUUUAAGAAUCCGAGGUGAAGGAGGCACCAGGUUUGCUGAUGUGUAUUACGUUUCGCCAUCGGGCAAAAGACUUCGUUCCAUGAUUGAAAUUCAAAAGUACUUGCAGGAACACCCGGAGUAUGCAGCAGAAGGUGUAAGUAUGUCCCGGUUUUCAUUUCAGAUCCCAAGACCUCUGCAGGAAAACUAUGUUAGGAAGCGGCCUUAUCGUCCAGCACUUGCACAUGAUGAAGAUGAUUCUGUUAAACGCAUAGCAUGGAUUGGUUCAGAUGGCGGUACAGAUUUACGGCUUGGUAUGCCAGGACUGUCUGCACCUACUGACCGGGCCCCUCUUUUUGAACCUGUGAGCCAAUCGUUCAAGAAGAGGCGGACUCCAUCUAAACGAAUGAGCAACACUGAUGCAGCGUGCAAGUCAAGUUAGAAGAGUCUCGUCUACUUUUGUUUGUAUACGAUCUGGUGAAAUCUCUGAGUUCAUUUUGUGUAAGCUGACAUCGAGCAACCUGCACAUGGACUUGUAUGUACGGAAAUGUAUGGCUUUUACCAAGCACUGUUUUUUGAUGAACUUCCCUGAUGGUCAUAUCUUUUGUUGUUUCCGUUGAGUGUAGACUGUAGAUAUGAACGAACUAGGUAAUGUAAAGAACGGCUGUUCUAUCUUAGUUUUAGUUGAAUAUUUACUUCUGUUAAAAGCGAAUGCUUAUUGUUAAAACUUAAAUAUAACUGGCUGUUCAUGGUGUUUUCACGU
Molecule: messenger RNA, 1654 nt
Organism: Nicotiana attenuata
Lineage: Eukaryota; Viridiplantae; Streptophyta; Magnoliopsida; Solanales; Solanaceae
Product: methyl-CpG-binding domain-containing protein 2-like
Exons: 6
Coding region: 326-1333 (335 amino acids)
Molecular function (GO): zinc ion binding; DNA binding
Source: RefSeq, a predicted model, not a curated record